UCUACCGGCACCGUAUGCGAGUACCGUGCAUGCAUGCGAGACUAGCCGGGGAGACUAGACUACCAUCUGCAUCUAGAUCAAGAGUAAACAACCAGGAACAAGAAAAGUCAUCUAUGGACCAGCUUCUUAUCGGUUGGGGCCUAAGAGGGAUGCAAGAUAUCUUCAAAGAAAAUGGGAUAGACCUUGAAGCAGCUGCCCUCCUGUCAGAUGAAAUGAUUGAAGUGCUGAUCCCAAAGCUUGGGGCAAGAUUAAAAUUCAAGAAUCACUGGAGUCAAUAUGAAACCACUCACAUGCCAUCAUACCUGCAACAGAUUGACCCAACUACCCGUCCCCAACCCUUCAUCACUGAACUGUUCUCGUUAUCCAAGCUCAGGCCUCUGCAGACUUUCACGGUGAUUGACAAGGAGUGCAUCCCUCACAAGUCACUUAUAGAUGCAGUAGAUGUGUGCUACAAAGCACACUUCAUCAUAGACUGUGCUUAUCAAAGCAACGUAGAAGGAACCUGGCUCUUCUUCCAAAAGAUGAUCUAUGAACAAGAUGACAAGCGUAUCAGAGACACCCCUGCCUUGAGUAGUUUCCGUGCUUAUCUCUUCUCAAAGAAAACAUGA
Messenger RNA from Strongylocentrotus purpuratus (purple sea urchin), 608 nucleotides. RefSeq lists its product as uncharacterized. The coding region runs from base 15 to 608 and encodes 197 amino acids. The transcript is spliced from 3 exons. NCBI's taxonomy places the organism in Eukaryota, Metazoa, Echinodermata, Echinoidea, Camarodonta, Strongylocentrotidae. The record is from RefSeq and is a predicted model, not a curated record.